Parastagonospora nodorum SN15 is the source of this 1344-nucleotide messenger RNA. RefSeq lists its product as hypothetical. The transcript is spliced from 2 exons. The record is from RefSeq and is a predicted model, not a curated record. The coding region runs from base 1 to 1344 and encodes 447 amino acids. Gene Ontology annotation, biological process: carbohydrate metabolic process. NCBI's taxonomy places the organism in Eukaryota, Fungi, Ascomycota, Dothideomycetes, Pleosporales, Phaeosphaeriaceae. Gene Ontology annotation, molecular function: hydrolase activity, hydrolyzing O-glycosyl compounds.
AUGGCAUGGAUCCAACUCUUUGGAGCUCUGCGGCUUUUCGCGUGGGCAUGUUGUUGUGGUUACGUCAUCCCUUGGGCUAUGCUGAAUGCGGCUUCGUCCCGCCGCCUCCGAUCUUCCACUAUCAAUCCGCAUCCCACUAUGUCCACCUUCGACAAGCUGUUCGCAAAGGGUAAGGCAAAGGUGAAGGAGUUCACCGACUCGCGCCCCUCACACCAGCAAGGCCAGCCCGGCCAGGGCUACCCAGGCCAACAGCCAACACAAGGCUAUCCUCCUCCGGGACAGCCGCAAUACUCGGGCGCGCAGUAUCCCCCACAGCAAUACCCUCCAAACCAGUACCAGCAGGGCCCACCGCCAGGCCAGCAGUGGGGCGCUCCCCAGCAACAAUGGGGUCAGCCACCAGCGCAGCAGCAAUGGGGUCCUCCACCUCCGCAACAGCAGUCCUAUGGACCACCGCCCGUCCCGCAGGCUAGCAAACCUCAGUCGCCGCAUCCACAAGCCCAAGGACCACCACCAGUUCCCCAGAACCGCCCGGGCUCAGCCCAGCCGCCUCCUCCGCAGAACAUCCCCCCUCCUCAGGGCGAAAGAGUGUACUGGAAGCCCUCGUUCGAUCGUGCGACACCUGUAUCACACAACUUCAGGCACGAGAUCGGCGAUCAUGGCUGGGGUAACAACGAGAAGCAGAUGUAUACCGACAAUCCCGCCAACUCGUUCCACCACGAUAACCGAUUGAUCGUGCGGGGACUGGUGGAGGGUGGUAGCUACACAUCGGCCCGUCUCACCACCAACCAGACGCUACAGCGGCCACGCGGAUAUCUGACUGCAACAAUACUGGCACCCGUUGCAGAGGGAAUAUGGCCGGCGUACUGGUUGCUGCCCAAGGACCCGUUCCAGUGGCCGAACGACGGCGAGGUGGACAUUUUCGAGAGUUGGAACGGAGACUGCGUGAACCAUUCAUGCUUGCACUGGGGUCAGUACAAUGGCGAAGAUCACGACAAGCACCGCGUCGCUGAGACGCCGCUGCACGACAUGCCGCGCCAGCCUCAUACAUUCGGUUUUGCUUGGAUAGAGGAGGACGGCAUACCAAAUUGGCGCGGUCGUAUGAUCUGGUACAUUGACGGCAGACCGGUCAUGAAGGGUAACAUCCCGCUUGGUACAAGGAGAAUGGAGGAGUAUCGGAUUCUGAUCAACAUCGCUAUGGGCGGAAACGUGUGUCAGGGCAAAUUGCCCAAGGACGGAUACUACGACAUGGUUGUCAGUGAUCUCAAGAUGUGUGAAGAGCCGCAGGGCGGAUGGCACUUGUUUGAACAGGCCUGGAACAGCACGCCCGAAGGCAAGACUAUGUAG